ACUUCGGGAGAGGGUCUUCACUUCAUAAACCAAUAGGGAAGCAAGAAGACUGGCUCAGCUGUAAUUGUAUAGUAUUCAAAAGGACGUUUUACCCUCUCUUUUAUCCCUGUUACCAAUAGAAAACUGGUAGCCAAAGGGCUUCUUCAGUGUGCAGAACAAGUUUAAGGGUUCUCUUCGAACCAUGUCGGGUCGCGUGGUUGACAAGCAGCCUAAGAAGGGCGGUAAGGGGGAGGAGAGUUUGGAGCUGGUGACGUGGAUGGGCCGGCCGCCGGACAAACCCACCAACUGUCCCGCCGGGCUGGAGUACCUCACCAGCCUGGACAAGCUGCGCAUGUCCCAGUCAUUCGGACCAGAAGGACCAGUUUGCAACUUUGAAAACAACAAUUACGUCAUCAAGAACGGCAGAGGGCAGCAGGUGUAUUUUGCGUCUGAAGAGACGAGCUGUCUGUGCCGGCAGUGUUGCGGCCCUGCCCGCGCCUUCCACAUGAGUCUGUACGACAAGCUGUCCCGCGAGGUGCUGCACCUGGUGCGGCCAGCGCGCUGUGACGCCUGCUGCUGCCCUUGCUUUCUCAUGGCCCUCACCGUCAAGACGGGCGACGGGGAAACCCUGGGAUACGUCAAGCAAAAGUGGAAUAUAUUCCACGGGAUCCUGGAGGUCCAGGACGCAGACAAGAAGCCCUGGUACCACAUCCGGGGCCCUGCCUGUCCGUGCCGCUGCUUCGGUAACAUGGAGUUCAAGAUCCUGUCCCUGGAGGAGGAUAAGAAGGCCGUUGGGUCCAUCGCUAAGAGAUGGGGAGGACCACAUGACAAGUACAACAUGGACCACGAGAACUUCGAGAUAGAAUUUCCAUUUGAGGUGGACGUGAGGAUGAAGGCAGUGCUGUUGGGGGCGUGUUUCCUGGUGAACUACAUGUACUUUGAGAUGAGCUAAAGAGACACACAAUGUUACGAUACCAUCCACAACUCUGAUAUCUGAACAAAACAGUUUCCUGGAGGCCAACAAGAAGGGGACAACAUCACAGUACAUGGACAACAAGAAAUCAGAGAUUUCAGACUUCUAUGAAGUGUUCGGGAUUUUGGUGGAUACAGGUAUAUCAGAAUUGCAAAAGGGAUGCCAUUCUUGCUUGAUUAUUGUUAAUGAUGAUCAAUCUAUAAAUAAACUGUCAAAACUACACCCCACUCUUUACCUUGGAACCCAAACAUACAAAUUCCUCUAAACCAGGGCCACACAAAGCAAUACUUCCAUCCCGGA
This is a messenger RNA of Branchiostoma belcheri (Belcher's lancelet), 1252 nucleotides long. RefSeq names its product phospholipid scramblase 2-like. NCBI's taxonomy places the organism in Eukaryota, Metazoa, Chordata, Leptocardii, Amphioxiformes, Branchiostomatidae. Gene Ontology annotation, biological process: plasma membrane phospholipid scrambling. Gene Ontology annotation, molecular function: phospholipid scramblase activity. The transcript is spliced from 7 exons. Gene Ontology annotation, cellular component: plasma membrane. The coding region runs from base 182 to 931 and encodes 249 amino acids. The record is from RefSeq and is a predicted model, not a curated record.